This is a messenger RNA of Phlebotomus papatasi, 1409 nucleotides long. It is a transcript of the gene fy, whose product is annotated as protein fuzzy homolog. NCBI's taxonomy places the organism in Eukaryota, Metazoa, Arthropoda, Insecta, Diptera, Psychodidae. Bases 129 to 1307 code for a protein of 392 amino acids. The record is from RefSeq and is a predicted model, not a curated record. Gene Ontology annotation, biological process: non-motile cilium assembly; vesicle-mediated transport. The transcript has 2 exons.
AAAAAUUUAGCAGAACUUUUGGGACAGAUGAGCUUUUGGAGCCAUUUUGAAUGUUUUUGGUGGUUUUGUAUACAAAAAUAUAAAUAUUUUUGCUAUUUUUGUAAUUAAUUGUUAAUUCUCGUGGGGGGAUGUCUAUUCAAUUAAUAUGCCUAACACUAUCAGGUGGCAUCCCUAUCUUUACGCGUAAGAAGGGAGAAGGAGAGAAUCUCUCUUUCUCCACUAUUGGCUCUUUGAAUGGUGUCCACAUGUUCUGCAAGAGUCAGGGACAAAAUCUCCGGAGCACUUCAUGGGAGGACGGGUUGCUGGUAUGGGAAGAAUUCGCCGAUACAUUCCUGAUUAUUGGUUUUGGCCGGGGAGUUGGAGAGAAAGUCCUCAGGAAGCUCAUUAAUUCCACAUACAGUGCCUUGGUUUUUACAGUGGGGCUCCCUGAGCUUCAGAACUUCCUCAGUGUGGAGCGUCUGAAGCGAGAACUCCUGCCCUGUUUGGGAAUAAUUGACCAUCUCAUCGAGAGUGCAGAUUGUGAACUGAUUGGCUUUACGGAUUGCAUUCUCUGCCCGCAGAAUGCGACAAUCCUGGAGAAGCUGGGGGAAUUUUGUGAUCAAUUUGGUUCUGCGUAUGCAUGCUUGAUGAUCAGGCAGAGGAUUGCAGCAGCCACAGAAGGAUGGUGGGAUCUGGAUGUUGGAGAUAGGCAGCUUCUCUCGACAUUGAUUGCCACUUCGAGCAGUCUGCAGAAGGAUACUCCGGUGUUUUUGCCUCAGAAGAGCCCUUCAAUUGCCUACAGACUCGUAUCCAUUCCCAUCCUGCAAAACAUCAACAUGUGCCUUCUCUGCGGAGCUGAACCGCCCUACAGGGAUAUUGAGGUGCUGACCCAUCAGAUCUGGAGGACAGAAUUGAAGACUCUGGAAUUAGCUGAGCAAUGUUUCCCACGAAAUUUCCCCAAUAAUCUAGAAUUGGAUCCUGGAAUCUUGGGAAUUCUCCUGAUAAACCGUCCAAUGGCCAAGUAUGUAAUCUCCCGGAAUAUCCAGCAAUCCUCCACGGGAAAGAGGACAGUAUCCGGAACCCAUCGCCUAGACAUCCUCAGGACCUUCUUCCACCAAGCUGUGGACAUGAUUGAGGAUUACAUCGGCAACCUGGCCACUCACAGUGAAUCCUAUUGGUGCUCUGAUUAUCACAAAUGCCAUGCUCUCAUACAGGAUCAAAAUCUCAUCUGUAUCCUCUACGUGGCUGCAAUUCCCACCCAUACCAUGAGACUAAUAACACAGAAGACUCUCGAGGCGAUUGUGGCUUCAAAAGACACAUUCUGGUGAGUUUUAUGCUGUAUUUUUUUUCGACAGAUUUUUUUUUACACAUUUUCUUUGUAACAUUCAAUAUAGGAAAUAUUUCAAUAUAUGCAUUUUUUUUAAAGAAAA